Messenger RNA from Boeremia exigua, 1222 nucleotides. Its product is annotated as D-amino acid oxidase-like protein. The record is from RefSeq and is a predicted model, not a curated record. Bases 84 to 1160 code for a protein of 358 amino acids. Gene Ontology annotation, molecular function: D-amino-acid oxidase activity; FAD binding. The transcript has 4 exons. Lineage: Eukaryota; Fungi; Ascomycota; Dothideomycetes; Pleosporales; Didymellaceae.
AGUGUUCAUAGAUAUUUCGCACAUAACUCAACUGCUGUUACAUUUUGCGAACUAAAUUCUUCACCUUUGAGUCGAAAACCGCGAUGCCUAACAUUAUUGUGAUCGGUGCGGGAGUCUCUGGGCUCACCUCGGCGUAUCUCUUGUCAAAAGACAGAUCGAAUGUCGUUACUGUUGUCGCCAAGCAUAUGCCCGGCGACUAUGACAUAGAAUACGCAUCUCCAUGGGCUGGUGCAAACUUUAUGCCCAUGGCAUCCAAAGCGAACAAUCGCUGGGAAACUCGAUCAUGGCCUUAUCUGAAACAUCUUGCAGCAUCCGUGCCAGAGGCUGGCAUCCAUUUUCAAAAUUGCCGUCUGUAUCGUCGGGAGAAAGAUGUAAGAACGCUUGAGGAAGAAGAUUCGUUAUUUAGCAAUGUCUUCAAAAAGGAUCCUUGGUACACCGACGUCGUGGAUAACUACAAAGACUUGAACCCUGAAGAACUACCGUCGGGAAUCGCCUCCGCCUCUGAAUUUGGAUCAGUGUGCAUAAAUACCGCUCUUUACCUACCAUGGCUCAUUGGACAAUGCAGAGCGAACGGCGUUACCUUCCACCGGAAGAACCUUACUCACAUCUCAGAGCUACACUACCUAGAAGAAGAGAAGUUCAGACCCCACGUCAUAGUCAAUGCCACUGGGCUUUCAUCUUUGAAGCUGGGAGGUGUGAUGGACCAAACUAUGUACCCCGUCCGCGGCCAAGUAGUCGUCGUGAGGAACGUAGCUCCGCGCAUGGUCGUACAGUCUGGAACAGACGAAGGCGACGGCCAUGCUUGUUACAUCAUGACCCGGGCGAAUGGCGGAGGUACCAUCCUUGGAGGCACUGUACAAGUCGGCAGUUGGGAGAGUCAGCCAGAUCCCAAGACCGCAGAACAGAUCAUGAAGCGAGCUGUAAACAUUGUCCCUGAGCUUACGAAUGGCAAGGGCAUUGAGCAUCUCGAUGUUAUUCGCCAUGGUGUUGGACUAAGACCGGGGAGAGAGGGAGGCGUUCGACUUGAGAAAGAGAAGAUUGAUGGUGUUUGGGUCGUGCAUAACUACGGGCACGCAGGCUGGGGAUACCAAGGAUCGUUUGGUUGUGCGGAAGAGGUCGUAAAACUUGUCGAAAGUAUACCGGCACAAGCGAAACUGUAGAUACUGAAAUACUUUCGAACAAAACAACUAGUAGUUAGGUGAGUUGUCGAGUACCAAACAUG